Messenger RNA from Microthlaspi erraticum, 1626 nucleotides. NCBI's taxonomy places the organism in Eukaryota, Viridiplantae, Streptophyta, Magnoliopsida, Brassicales, Brassicaceae. The record is from the annotation of a GenBank genome assembly.
AUGAGUCGAGCAAUGAAUCGAGCACAAGAAAUUUCAGACUCAAUCCCUAAUGAUCUCCUUCUGGAGAUAUUCUCGAGAUUGCCAGCAAAGUCAGUAGGGAGGUUUCGUUGCGUGUCGAAGCAAUGGGGUUCCAUGCUUCGUCAUCAAUAUUUCACAGAGUUGUUCUUGACCAGGUCACAGGCUCGUCCACGUCUCUUAUUCGCCCUCAAUCGAGAUAAGGAGUGGAGCUUUUUCUCAACGCCUCAGCUUCAGAAUCCAUAUGGGAAUUCGGUAUCUGUAGAGGCGACUUUUCAUAUGAAAUUCUCUCAACUCAGAUGUAUCCCUACAACGUUACCUUGUCUCAUCUCUGGAUUGAUCUAUUUCUCUCGUGUGGAGAGCUCACCAAAAGAGAGUGAUGAUGGAGCGCCUGUGAUAUUUAACCCUACAUCGAGACAGUAUGUGAGCUUCCCUGAACGGAUAGGGUUUGAUAGCUUUAUAGGGUUUGAUCCAAUUGACAAGCAACACAAGGUAUUGGUCACUGGACGUGGUGGUAAUCAUAGGGUUCUGACAUUAGGAACCGGAGAAACCAUGUGGCGGAAGAUCCAAUGUCCCUUAUUCCAUCGUCCUUUGGAUAGCGAUAGAGGGAUAUGCAUCAAUGGGGUUUUGUAUUACUUUGCUGACACUUAUGAUGAAAAUGACAAACGUUAUGAUGUGAUAGUUUGCUUUGAUGUUAGGUCCGAGAAAUUCAGUUUUAUUGACGGGAAAUCAUACGGUGAUAGGGAUUUUAAAUGGAUAAACUAUAAGGGUAAACUAGGUGUGAUUGAGUGUGUGAUUAAGUUUUCUUUUGCUGAGUUGCGUCUGUGGGUUCUAGAGGAUGUCGAAAAACAGGAAUGGUCGAAUUAUGUCUACCCUUUGCCGCGGGAUGACAUUUAUAAAGCCGUUGAUCGCGACAAUGUUUCGGUCGUUGGAAUGACUGCUACAGGUGAAAUAGUUUUGUCGAAUAUAUGUGUAUCAUCUAAACGACUCAAUGUUUUCUACUUCAAUCCCGAGAGGAACACUUUCCAAAGUGUUGGAAUCAAAGGUAUUGGAGAAUACUAUUAUGAGAAACCUUUUCAUAGAGUUUAUGCCUUUGUGGACGUCGUAGAUGAUCUUCAUGUUAACGAUGCAAAGUACCUCAAGUCAAGCCAAAGCCUAAACAUCAUUAGGGAAACGCCAAAACUGAUCAUUUGGGAAAGGGCAACCAAACUGGCAAAUCGGCCAAUCAAUCCACCAAAACUCCGCAACUUUGCUCCAUUUUUGAAGAACAAGUACAACUUGUUAUCUAGAAGAGGGACAGGGGAUGUCGAAAAACAGGAAUGGUCGAAAUAUGUCUACACUUUGCCUCCAGAUGACAUAUUAAACGUUGAUCGCCAGAAUGUUUCCGUCGUUGGAAUGACUGCUACAGAAUACUAUCAUGAGAAUAUUUAUGUCUUUGUGGACGUCGUAGAAGAUGUUCAUGUUAACGAUGCAAAGUACCUCAAGUCAAGCCAGGGCCUAAACAUCAUUAGGGAAAUGCCAAAACCGAUCAUUUGGGAAAGGCCACAGAAACUCUGCAACUCUGCUCCAUUGUUGAAGAACAAGUACGACCUGUUAGCUGAUCUAGAAUAG